ACCAGAUUGUAAUUAAACCUGAGCUAGGUCGGUUAUGCUUUUUAAAGAUAUCACAGGUAGAUCUCAUUCAGCGUACGGUAGGUAUAGGCCUACUUAAACAGAAAGAAAAUGAAGUUUGACGAGAUUUUGCAAUAUCUUGGAGAGUUUGGUUUUUACCAGAAAAGAAUAUAUUUCUUGAUCUGCUUCUUGGCCACGACAACGAUGUUUCAGCCAGUUGCUCAGGUGUUUUUAACACCUGCAACAGACCAUUGGUGUUCGACACCUCAGCUUGAACGGCAAGAGUGCACUGAAUGGGCAGACGGAACAAUUGACACGGAAACAUGCAAUGAGUUAAAGUAUAAUGCAACCAUUCCUGAAAAUGAUGAGGAGACGAUAUUACCGGAGAAUAACUGUAGAAGGUGCGAUAUAACGUAUUCUGAAUUCAAUAUGGACACUAAACGCUGUGAACUCUCCGAUCCAAAUAUACAGAAGUGUGAUGACGGCUGGGAGUAUGAUCACAGUCAGUACAAGUCCACUGUCAUUCAAGAUUUUAAUCUCGUGUGCGAUGAUGGAACCAAAGCCUCGCUAGCUCAGUCGAUUUAUUUUUUUGGUGUUUUGAUUGGUUCUUUCCUGUUUGGAGCUCUGGCCGAUAUUAUAGGUCGUAAGAAAACAAUGUUCCUUUGCCUGUUUAUUGCCUUUGUGUUCGGUAUAGCAGUAGCGUUUUCACCCGGGUACUGGUGGUUUACUAUGUUCAGGUUCAUUGUUGGUUUUGCUAACAUUGGAACCUAUCUUGCAGCAUUCACUAUCGCAACUGAGCUUGUAGGGCCUUCAAAGCGCACGUUUGUGGGAAUGGUGAUAAAUUUCUACACGUCAGCAGGUCUCAUCAUUUACGGUCUUCUUGCAUAUCUCAUCAGAGACUGGAGAUAUUUACAACUUGCAAUAACACUACCAAAUAUGUUUUUCUUCUUUAUAAUCCCUAUUGUUCCCGAGUCUGUCCGAUGGUUGAUGUCACAGAAAAAAUUUGAUGAAGCAGAAGACCUUAUCAAGGAAUGCGCCAGGGUCAAUAAGGCAGAAAGUCUUCCAGAAAAAUUGUUUGAAGAAGAAAUGAUGGUAGACCCAAGCAAGGGGACCACAUACACCGUGGCGGACCUAUUCAAAACUCCGAAUUUGAGGAAGAAAACAAUAAAUAUACUUUAUAACUGGAUGGUGAAUAGUCUUGUGUAUUAUGGACUCUCGUUGAGCACAGCUAGUCUUGGGGGCAGAGAUUACCUUGCAUUUAUUCUUUCUGGUGUUGUUGAAAUACCUGCAUUCAUAGUAGCUAUACCUGCAAUAGAUAAGUUCGGUCGCCGCCCUGUACUUUGUCUAUUUAUGGUAAUGGGUGGCAUUGCCUGUUUUGCAACAGUUUGGAUCCCUCUUGGUUGGGGUAGGACGUUUGUGGCGUUGAUCGGUAAAUUUGGCAUUGCUGGCUCGUUUGGCAUUAUCUAUGUGUUUUCUGCCGAACUUUAUCCAACUCCAGUACGGAGUGUUGGUAUGGGUAUAUCCUCCAUGACGGCUCGCGUUGGAGGCAUAAUUGCACCCAUUAUCCUUGAGCUUGGCAAGAUUUGGCCGCCUUUACCACAGACAAUAUUCAGCAUAAUGUCAGUAUCUGCCGGAUUCCUGGCAUUACUACUUCCCGAAACCCUCAACAAAAACCUACCGGAGACCAUAGAAGAUGGAGAAAAUUUUGGAAAGAAAAAACCAAUCCAUAAAAUGAAAAACAAAUCUGAUGUAGAAAAAGAGAAUUUCAGUUGUCAAACAGAAAUGGAAAGUAGUUUCACGAAUAAAGCGUUACAGUUAUAGAGUAGCAGUUUCAAUAAAAAAAAAAAAAAAAAAAAUGUACAUAAAAUAAGUCUAUGUGAUAUAAUAUGUAAACAAAAUUUCUACUUUUUUUUUAACGUAAUCAAACUCGGUGCCGUAUGAGAAUUCCCUUUAUCAUGAUAUUGUGUACCAUAUUUUGUAAUUCUGUUAUAUUGGACAAUGUUUUACCAUUGUUGUAAUCAAUUUAUUUCAUGGUUUACAUACUUUGAAUAACCAUUGUUACGCCUGACCGCCAUACCUAAUGAUAACGUGUUGUUAUUGUUAUUUUCGGAACGGAAAAUAAAAAUAAUAGGCCAAUUGCUAUAUUGAUACUUCAAUUUUCGUGACAGAGAUGUUGAUAAUUUACUAAUAAUCACACUGUACCAAAAUUAUUAAACUCUCGGUACACCAUCUGUAAAAAUUAUGGGUUUUGAGGUAAAACCACUGGUUGACUGUUUGAGGUAAAAACCACAGGUUGGUUGACUCAAGACACAACUAACCAGUAGUUUUACCUCAAAAACCAUUAUUACAUAUGGUUUACCGAAAGUUCAAUGAUUUUGUUACUGAUACUCACCAUACAAACCCUCAAGAAAUAUCUUAAAACAUAAUGUACUAAUGUAACAAUGUAAUAUAAUUAAUAUGUUUUUUAAGUUUGUUUAAAAUUUGCAGAUAUAUAUUGGUAUUGACUGAGAUUGUAAAAUGUGAAUAAAUACUAUGAAACUGUAAA
This is a messenger RNA of Anneissia japonica, 2542 nucleotides long. Its product is annotated as organic cation transporter protein-like. NCBI's taxonomy places the organism in Eukaryota, Metazoa, Echinodermata, Crinoidea, Comatulida, Comatulidae. Gene Ontology annotation, biological process: transmembrane transport. Gene Ontology annotation, cellular component: membrane. Gene Ontology annotation, molecular function: transmembrane transporter activity. The transcript has 10 exons. The coding region runs from base 109 to 1818 and encodes 569 amino acids. The record is from RefSeq and is a predicted model, not a curated record.